AUGAGCUCAACCCCCCUCAAAAUCGACUCCACCCGGGCCUCGGCGCUCGUCUCCCAGCUGCAAGGCGUGCAAGAGCGCAUCCUCGCCGUCGCCAAAGGCCGGCCCGUCCGCCUCGUCGCCGUGUCCAAGCUCAAGCCCGCCAACGACAUCCUGGCUCUGCACCAGGCUCCCCAGGUCAAGCAGGUCCAUUUCGGCGAGAACUAUGCGCAGGAGCUGCAGCAGAAGGCCGAGUUGUUGCCGAGGACCAUCAAGUGGCAUUUCAUUGGGGGGUUGCAGAGUACACACUGCAAACCCCUAGCCAAAAUCUCCAACCUCUUCGCCGUCUCCUCUCUGGACUCCCUCAAAAAAGCUCAGACUCUCAACCGUGUGCGCGGGGAACUCAUCGCCUCUUCCUCUACCCCCGAAAACCAAAUCGAAAAACUAAACGUCCACGUCCAAGUCAACACCUCAGGCGAAGAAUCCAAAUCCGGCUGUUCACCGGGCCAAGAAACCGUCGACCUGUGCAAGGCCAUCGUCAACGAAUGUCCUCACUUAAAGUUGCUGGGGUUGAUGACCAUUGGCGCCAUUGCGAGGAGCAAGGCGACUACGCCCGAGAAUGAGAAUGAGGAUUUCGUGGUGUUGAGGGAGCAGAGGGAGUUGGUGGAGAAGGAGCUGGGAUUGGAAGAGGGAAGUUUGGAGCUCAGUAUGGGGAUGAGUGAGGACUUUGAGGGGGCUAUUGUUAUGGGGAGUUCGGAGGUUAGAGUGGGAAGCACGAUUUUUUGGGGAGAGGGGGAGCAAGAGUGA
This is a messenger RNA of Sordaria macrospora k-hell, 783 nucleotides long. RefSeq lists its product as uncharacterized. Gene Ontology annotation, cellular component: intracellular anatomical structure. NCBI's taxonomy places the organism in Eukaryota, Fungi, Ascomycota, Sordariomycetes, Sordariales, Sordariaceae. Gene Ontology annotation, molecular function: pyridoxal phosphate binding. The record is from RefSeq and is a predicted model, not a curated record.